AUGUCUACCAACGACAACACCUCUUCCCUCAAGUCAGUUGUUGAUACUGCUACAGGUUAUGUGCAGUCUGGCAUUGCCUCCUUGACUGGCAGCGCUGGUGAUCAGGCUAAAGCAGACGAAUACAAGAACGCGGGCGCUGCUGAGUCUGACUUCUCUCACACCGCAGCAAAAGCUGGUCCUUUCACCAUCAGCUCCUCCGGUGCACCUGCAAAAGACAACCCGGACCGCAGCCAGGGUCAAUGGGAUCAGACCAUGGGCAGUGCCAAGGAGACUGUCGGUGGUCUUCUAGGCAACGAGAAUCUCAAACACCAGGGCCGCGAGCAGAACCUCCAAGGUCAAGGUCAAGAAGCGAAGGGUCAAUUAUCUGAUCUUAGUCAAGGAAUUAGUGAUCGUGUCCAGGGAUCUCUUGGUGGCGCCGUUGCUGGCCUAACCGGUGAUCGUGAAUCUCAAGCCAAACAUGCCCAGCAGCAUGACGAAGGGAAGACCAGACAACGUGGAGUUGAAUUGGAUCUGGACGAACAGGCCAAGGCACAGGAGAGAUCGAGCGCCUGA
This is a messenger RNA of Exophiala aquamarina CBS 119918, 552 nucleotides long. RefSeq lists its product as uncharacterized. The record is from RefSeq and is a predicted model, not a curated record. The coding region runs from base 1 to 552 and encodes 183 amino acids. The transcript is spliced from 2 exons. Lineage: Eukaryota; Fungi; Ascomycota; Eurotiomycetes; Chaetothyriales; Herpotrichiellaceae.